Messenger RNA from Quercus robur (English oak), 2624 nucleotides. RefSeq lists its product as uncharacterized. The transcript has 9 exons. Gene Ontology annotation, biological process: mRNA 3'-end processing. Gene Ontology annotation, cellular component: RNA polymerase II, holoenzyme. Lineage: Eukaryota; Viridiplantae; Streptophyta; Magnoliopsida; Fagales; Fagaceae. The coding region runs from base 307 to 1938 and encodes 543 amino acids. The record is from RefSeq and is a predicted model, not a curated record. Gene Ontology annotation, molecular function: RNA polymerase II complex binding.
AAUAUAUAUUUUUUCCACUUUCAAAAACAAAAACCAAAACCAAAAGAAAAGUAAUUGGGUUUUCUUCUCUUCUCUAGGGUUUUUGGUUCGAACAGGUCUGUGUAUUCAAAUUCAAUCUCAAAGUUGGAGGAGCUCAAAGCUUAGCUUUUCAAUUCAUCUCUCUCGCACCUCUUUCAUUGGUGUGGGACAUCUCUGUCAGGCAGCUCAGGCUAUUCAGAGGGAAGAAAAAGCUAAGACGGGUUAAGGAAUGUUUUUUAGAAAUAUAGGGCUUCCUGCGUGGCAUGUAAAAUCUCGUUAAAUAGCAGGAUGAGCAACGACGAAUUUAAUGGACAGAUAUUAGCUGAGAAAUUAUCGAAACUCAACAAUUCGCAACAAAGCAUUGAGUCUUUGUCCCGUUGGUGUGUUACUCACCGGAAGAAGGCAAAACAAAUUGUUGAAACAUGGGAUAAGCUUUUCAACUCUUCUCAGAGAGAGCAGCGUGUUUCUUUUCUGUAUUUGGCUAAUGACAUUUUGCAAAAUAGUAGGCGAAAGGGCAGUGAGUUUGUGAAUGAAUUUUGGAAAGUUCUUCCUGCCGCUCUCAAGCUUGUUUACGAAAAUGGUGAUGAGCAUGGAAAGAAAGUGGUAACCAGACUGGUUGACAUAUGGGAAGAAAGGAAGGUUUUUGGUUCUCGAGGGCGGAGUCUUAAAGAUGAAAUGCUGGCUAAGAACCCUCCUCCUCUGUCUGUGAGCAAUGGAAAGAGUUCAAAUCUUAUCAAGAUAGUGAAGAGGGAUGCAAACUCUGUUAGAAUUAAAUUGGCUGUUGGAGGUCUUCCAGAGAAAAUACUGACCGCAUUUCAAUCUGUACUUGAUGAACAUUCAACUGAAGAAGCUACGUUUAGCAAGUGUAGUGCUUCUAUACGUCAUGUGGGUAAAAUUGAGGAAGUUGUUGAAAGUAACUUAAUACAAGGAAAUCAGCAAGGAGCUUCUGUGGUGGAUGAGCUGCAAGAACAGGAAAAUAUACUUCAGCAAUGUGUUGGACAACUUGAGAGUGCAGAGGCAACUAGGACUGCCUUGAUUUCCCAACUUAAAGAAGCACUUCAGGACCAAGAAUCAAUGCUGGAGUAUAUUCGCAGUCAGUUGCAAGUUGCCCGGGGCCAGAUUGAGCAGGCAAGUAAUGUGAGGAAGAGGCUAGCAUCACCCCCUAUUCCUAGUACUCUGACCAGCACCAUGAACGCUACAACAGAGGCAACAAGGGUUGUAGAGCACAAUAUGCCUCAGCCUGUGGCUCCUUUUGUGCCACUCAGAAAUUCUGAAGAUGAGAACAAGAAAGCAGCUGCUGCCGCUGUUGCUGCUAAGCUUGCUGCCUCUGCAUCCUCUGCACAGAUGCUUACAUCUGUUCUUUCUUCCCUUGUUGCAGAAGAAGCUGCCUCCAUGAAUGGAAGCAUAAUUUCAACUGGAUUUAGUUCAGGGCUACCAAUGUUCUCUCCAGAAAAACGGCCCAAACUUGAGAAAUCACUGCCUGUUUCUGAUGUUAGCAGUUCUGAUGUCAGCAGCACAACCUAUUUUACCCCUCUACAACAACAAUCUCUGACUAAUGUGCCACCAGCACCAUCUACUAGCAUGCAACCCAUUUCCCAAGCCAACCAGAUGCAAAGUCCCUUUGCUGCUCUACCACCACCGCCACCUCCACCACCACCUUUAUCUCCUGCAACACCACCUACGAGUCAGUAUGUCCAAUCUGCUGGUAUGGUUGUGAUGCCUUAUGGGUAUGGAGCAAAUACUCUACCACCUCCACCUCCUCUUCCUCCACAUGUUUCAAUGAGUAUGGCAAGGCCUGGUCCCCAGCCAUCAGGACAGCAACAGCAACAGUCAGCUACUGGAGGAUUUUAUCGGCCACCAGGUAUUGGGUUCUAUGGGCAAGGUCAUCAGCCAACAACACCUCCAGUUCAUCGACAGUGAGUUUCCAUUAAAAUCAUUGGACUAGAGGUAUGGUAUUCUGUGGGGCCUCUGGAAACGUGUAUUAUGGGCACAGGCAUCAGUGCCAAAACCUUGGCUGUAAGUUCCUCCUGAAAUCACAUAGGCUAUAGUGUCUUUGCAGAGGCACUGUGUUAUUAUGUAAAGUAUUAGAAAUUUAGUGAUUUUUCUAGAUUUUAUUUGAAUGCCUGCUGAACUCAUUUCCCCAAUCCCAUUAGUGCAUGGGAUCCUUUGAUGCCUCCCAUACUGGUAAAGAAGUUAUGUGACAGCGAUACUUCAAUUGUAGAUGUUUUCUAGUACUUGCUGCAGUGUACCUUCUCUGACUGCAUAAGCAGCGAGGCUAUGAGCAACAAAGAACCUGACUGGAGUUUCACUAAUGUGUGCAUGCUAAACAAAAUUGCAUGGGCUUUUGUACUCUUAUUGGGAUGGGACCUAUUUAAGCUGCGUCCAGGAAGCUGUGACUAAUUAAAUGUUCCUAUCGACCCUUGUCAGUCAUCAGCUUUCUUGGAUGGAGCCUCUGGGAAAUUAUCUUGUAGACUUCAUCUUUGAUAUGAGCAUGCUCAGUUUGGCUGCAUCAAGAGAAAUUGAUAUGAGUAAAAUGGUAGCUACUGUAAUUAUAAUGCUAAAUUUUCUCUUAAAAGGGGAAGAAAAACUAUACUUUUUUUAGUGCA